Messenger RNA from Sphaeramia orbicularis (orbiculate cardinalfish), 2311 nucleotides. It is a transcript of the gene brd9, whose product is annotated as bromodomain containing 9. The transcript is spliced from 17 exons. The record is from RefSeq and is a predicted model, not a curated record. Gene Ontology annotation, cellular component: nucleus. Gene Ontology annotation, biological process: regulation of transcription by RNA polymerase II. The coding region runs from base 110 to 2113 and encodes 667 amino acids. NCBI's taxonomy places the organism in Eukaryota, Metazoa, Chordata, Actinopteri, Kurtiformes, Apogonidae.
UCACAUCCGCCUGCUGCUAGCUUCUCGUAACAGACACAAUACUGCACAAACGCUAUCGUAUCAACAUAAUAGCAUUACGCACUAGAGUUUGUAAUAUAUUUACCGAAAAAUGGGGAAGAAACAUAAAAAACACAAGCCGGAGUGGAGAACAGUUGACGACUAUGAGGACAAGGCUCUGGAAAAGCCACUGAAACUUGUGCUCAAAGUUGGAGGAAGUGAGGUGACGGAGCUCUCUGGGUCAGGUCAUGACUCCAGCUACUAUGAUGACAGAUCUGACCAUGAACGAGAACGACACAAGGAGAAAAAAAAGAAGAAGAAGAAAAAGUCUGAAAAGGAUAAAGACAAGUAUGUGGAUGAUGAGGAAAGAAGACGUCGCAAGGAGGAAAAGAGGAAAAAGAGAGAGCGAGAGCAAAAUGAAUCAGAGGCUGCUGCUGCCAGUGGUGGAGUGCCAGUUGAACCUUUCACACUGACAAAAACUAUAACUAUUGGAUUAGAACCUGAAGAGAAGAAAAAGAAGAAAGAGAGGUUUGAGAUAGAGCCUGAAGUGGAGGAGUUUCACCCUAGCAUAAAGGUGGAAGUAGAACAGCAGGGGGACCGGCCAGUCAGAGCAUGCAGGACACAACAAGAAAAUGAGUCCACUCCACGUCAACAGCUGCUUGAGCACUUCUUGCGACAGUUGCAAAGGAAAGACCCCCAUGGAUUUUUUGCGUUUCCAGUAACAGAUGCAAUUGCUCCUGGUUACUCAAUGAUCAUCAAACAUCCUAUGGAUUUCAGCACCAUGAAAGACAGGAUUAGAAACAAUGAGUACAACACAGUAACUGAAUUUAAGGCAGACUUUAAACUCAUGUGUGACAAUGCCAUGGUGUACAACCGACCAGAGACUGUCUAUUACAAGGCUGCCAAGAAACUGCUUCAUACGGGAUUCAAGAUGAUGAGCAAGGAACGAUUGUUGGCUCUGAAGCGGAGCAUGUCUUUCAUGCAGGACAUGGAUUUCACGCAGCAGGCUGCCAUUUUGGGAGAUGAAGACCUUACAGCUGAUAUACCUCCUCCAGAGAUGAUCACUGUGCCUGUGGAGUCAGCAAAGAAGUCCAGGAAACAACCAGUUAAAGAUAUGAAGGAAGUUAUCAGUUACUUAUAUGAACCAGAGGGAAAUGCUUGCAGCUUGACUGAUAGUACAGCAGAGGAGCACGUUCUGGCACUGGUCGAACAUUCUGCUGAUGAAGCCCGGGAUCGCAUCAAUCGAUACAUGCCUAGUUCUAAGAUUGGCUAUUUGCGCAAAGAGUCUGACAGUUCACUUCUAUACACCGUUGUAAAUCAGCUUGAUCCUGAUGCAGAAGAAGAGGAAACCCAUAAAGUGGACCUGACUUCACUGUCAAAUAAGCUUCUUCCUGGAUUAACAACACUGGGUUUCAAAGAUGAUCGAAGACAUAAAGUGACAUUCCUGAGCAGUGCCUACAAUGUUCAGAGCCUGCAGAAGAACUCAGUCUUUUCUGACUUGCUACCAGAUGAGAUGGACAUGCUGUACUCGGCUUACGGAGAUGACACAGGGGUACAAUGUGCUCUUAGCAUACAGGAGUUUGUCAAGGGCUGUGGAAGUGUCACCAAACGCUGGGUAGAUGGGCUUCUAGACAAAAUGACAGCAGGAGAUCACAGCAAAUCUGUAAAUCAAAUCCGACAGAAACGGAAUAUGAUGCUGAAACCAGACGAAAACAAGAGUAACAUUUGUGACAUGCAGAUGGGAGACAGCACAGGCCUGGGAGACAGUAGCUCAGUGCUUGACUUCAUGUCAAUGAAGAACUAUCCUGAUAUGUCUCUGGAUAUAUCCAUGUUGAACUCACUGGGUAAAACACUGAAGAAAGAACCAGGGAAUGAGGAGGGCCAGCAGCAUUUUGAAGAUGCAGACAAACUCCUGCAGGAGUUCCAGGAAGCUCAGGUGGACAGAGUCGGCUCCAGACCCUCAUCCAACCUGUCCUCCCUGUCCAACGCCUCAGAGAGGGACCAACACCACCUAGGGAGCCCGUCACACUUGGGUGUUGGAGACCAGUCUGAAAUGGUUCAUGAUCCCUAUGAGUUCCUGCAAUCUCCAGAGCCAGAGAGUUCAGCCAACAGCUGACCACACACACUGUUUUAGCACCCUGGUUUCAACAGCAGUAAAGACUUGAUGUUGGACUGCUUAAACACUGUGGAGACAUCAGCGUCUUCUGAUAUGAUUUAGGGACUGAAUAUGACUGUACAGAUGGAUUGUAGUUGAGUUAUGGUUUUUUAUGAGUGCAACACUUGAAAAUAAAUUCUCACAUUUGUAUAUAUACAU